Brachypodium distachyon (stiff brome) is the source of this 1697-nucleotide messenger RNA. RefSeq lists its product as uncharacterized. The record is from RefSeq and is a predicted model, not a curated record. The coding region runs from base 154 to 1305 and encodes 383 amino acids. Lineage: Eukaryota; Viridiplantae; Streptophyta; Magnoliopsida; Poales; Poaceae. The transcript is spliced from 2 exons. Gene Ontology annotation, molecular function: protein binding.
CAAAUUGUCAACUGCUGUUACACGCGCCCCUUCCUCUGCCCGCCGCCCAUCUCUACACGACGCGCACCCCUCCACUUCUUCUGCUAGCUUCCUCCAAACACCGAAGCCCUAGCCUAGGCGGUGCUCCAACCGAUCGCAUCGCAGCAAGCAGCCAUGAGCGCUCCCUCGCCGAAACGGCCUCGCCUCUCGCGGCCAGCGCCGGCGCCGGUGGCCCGGAUGACCAUCGCCGACAUGGUCCCCGAGAUCCUCCGCCGCCUCCCUGCCAACGACCCUGCGUGCCUCGCGCGCGCCUCCCUCAUCUGCAAGCCCUGGCGCCGCCUCGUCUCCGACCGCCUCCGCCGCUACCGCGCAUUCCACCGAACACCUCCCAUGCUCGGCUUCGUCGUCAACAUCAAGCGCGUCGCGCGCUUCGUCUCGACCGACUCGUCGUUCCGCCCCGCGGCGCCCGACCGCGCCGGCACCAACGUUUUCGACGCCCGCCACGGCCGCGUGCUCCUCCACACCUUCGACACCCUCCAGGCCGACAAGGAGAUCGUCGUCUGGGACCCCGUCACGGACGAGCAGUGGCGCGUUCCCCCCUUGCCGGUGUACACGCCCAGCUUCAACGCGGCUGUCCUCUGCGCCGCGCCCGGCUGCCACCACCACGGCUGCCACGGCGGCGCCUUCCGCGUCGCCUUGGUCGGCUCCGACGAGCGCGGCUUCUCCUUCGCGUCCACCUACUCGUCGGAGACCGGCGCAUGGAGCCAGCGGAUCGGCAUCGAGGAGCCGGCGUUCUUCGACCAGCGGCCCAGCGUCCUCGUGGGGAACACGGCCUACUUCAUCGCCGGCGUCAAAUUCAAAAUCGUCGGCUACGACGUGGCCACACAGGAGAUAUCGGUCGUCUGGCCGCCGGCCCCGCACCAGCGCCGCUCCGACGGAAUCCUCAUGAAAGCGGAGGACGGCGCGCUGGGUUUCGCCUGCGUGCAGGACGCCAGGCUCUACCUGUGGUCGUGGAAGGCUGCCGGUCCCGACGGAGAUAUGGCAUGGGCAUUGAGCAGGGUCAUCGAUCACAAGACGAUGCUUCGCACUCGAGGCCUCAGGACACCAUCUCAGGUUGUCGGCUUCGCGGAAGGCGCUGGCGUAAUUUUCGUCAAGACAGGGAACACGGUGUACUCCAUGGACCUCAAGUCUGGCCAUGUCCGUAAGGUGUACAACUGGACGCUGAAAAACUAUGACCUCACUGUCGUUCCCUACCUGAGCUUCUACAAUCCAGGUGCAGGGGCGUUGCAGGAGACGCUGCGUCACCAUGAGCCCAAGCAAGGAUAAACAAGAGGAAGCUGGAAGCUGAUCCUGAGGAUGAAAUCGAUGGCAAGGACAAAGAAGAGGAACGACGCAAGUGACUAUUACGGCAAGACCUGCCUGAAUACAAUAGUGGGCUGCUGUGAGAAAAACUUCUUUUGAUCUACUGACCCUGUGUGUCGGCUGUUUCUAUUCUAUUGUUGCGUUUACAACUGCUAGACUCUUGUUUAGGCUCUGGGUGAGUUCUUGCUAGCCUCGUGGCAAGUGCGUGCUUAAAACUAUGUGGCGGUGAAUACUGUUGUUCCUUUAUCUGUUGAUAGUGGAACGCGGUCGUAUGAUCUUUUUAAAUUUUUGUCAAUGUCUGAGAUAUCACACCUCAUUACUGGAAUGAAAGCUAUUACAUAUGGUGCUUAAUCAAC